AUGCAGGGAGAGAGUUUGGGAGAAAGGAAGAUAGAAAAGCAGCAAGGAAUGGAGGGAAGAGGAAAAGAAGGAAGGAAGAAUGGAAGGAGGAAGGAUAAAAGAAAGGAAGGAACGAGGGAGGAUGGAGGAUUUCAGAUAAGGAGACGUACACGAGGUACCCAGCUGGCGGACGAGCGCGAUGGCGCUGAUAGGGUGACGCUGACGGGAGGCUGUCGGCGCCCCGCGCAAUCUCUGGCGCAGCGCAUCGCCCUAGGCGCUCUUCUGCUGUUUGCCCUGGUGGUGAACAACGCGUACUCGGGCCAGCUGCUGGGCCUGCUGGCCAAUCCUCCCCGCCACCAGGACCCGGCCAGGCUCGCGGACGCAGCUCGCUCGCUGCGCAGCGUCUACAUGACCAACGACUUGAAGGCCGCCGUCUCCGACGCCAACAAGGACGGCUCCCUCAAUGAACUCUUGCUGAAAAUGAGGCCCAAAACGUUCGGGAUCAACGUAAAGAAACUCGAAAACAUGACGCAAUACGGCGAUGAGGGCAUUUUCGACAAUACGGAUGACUUCAAAAUGUACGCGUAUUUGGUGGAGCUCACGGAUCAUGGACAAACGGAGCUUACCCAGGUUUCCGAAUGCUUUUUUCGCCCUGGGUAUCAGGGAUUUCUCGUGAGGAGGAACAGUUCAGCGUUUGAUGUUCUCAGUACGUUUGCCCUUAGGAUUGUGCAAGCUGGAAUGUACGACCAUUGGAAAGUGAAACAGCGUCAUCACAUGGAUGCAGACGGAGUCACUGUUCCUGCGGGUGUUAUGUGGAGAAGGCCCAAACCGCUGAGUUUAAGUACACUUGCUGGCCCUUUCAAACUGCUGGCGAUUGUGUGGGUCAUCGCAGCUCUUUUGUGCGGAACUGAAGUGAUUUUGCGCAUGCUGCAGAUGAAGAAACGUUUCUGGGGUUGGAAAAAUGUAGAUCAGCGAUCAAAGAAAGUCCAAUGGAAUAAUGCCCGACUUGUGUGGUAGAUGAUCACAAACUAUUAGGAAUUUAAGUUACAAUCAAUGUAAAAUUUAUUAAUCAAAUAGAGCAAUUUUACUUAUUAAAAUUAUGAUUAAAAAGGAAAGUUCAAAUUUUUACACAAAUUUCUCUUUACUAUUGUAUAGAGAUUUCUUAAUACGAGUAAAAUUAUAAUGUUCUUCCAAGAAGUCAAUAGAUCAGGAUUGAUCGUACAUUUUCAAGUAAAGAUGUUACUACUUUUAUACGCAUCAUAUUUGUCACAAUACUUACUUGGAAUUGCUGAACUAAUUACAUUUCUUCUAUUUCUAUUUAAUAAAGAUAUAAUAUUGUUGGGCGUGUGGUUAAAUUACGAAAUACAUAAUAUUUGCCUGGUCAUUAAAUAGUUUGCUUAAAACAAAUUGUGACGUAGUUGUAAGUUUUUGCUCCUUUAUGAUUUUUUUAGCACUGUUUACGAAUCUGAAGUGUCUAAAAACAUUUGUUGGAAUUCCGGUCAAAAAAAAUAUUGGCUUCAUCUAAAAAACUAUAUAAUGUUACAUUAACGUUUUUCAAACUGAUCUGCUGUUCACGCCUAAUCGGUUAAGGAAAAAAUGUGUAACAAAAUUAGAAUAUUAUUUUGGUUCAAAAUAUUACUUUGUCAAAAUUCAAUAGUUUUUAGAUC
Messenger RNA from Gryllus bimaculatus (two-spotted cricket), 1646 nucleotides. The record is from the annotation of a GenBank genome assembly. NCBI's taxonomy places the organism in Eukaryota, Metazoa, Arthropoda, Insecta, Orthoptera, Gryllidae.